GACAAGUGGAUCCAAGAUGGCGUAGAAAGUAAAGCUAGACGUUUUGUCCCUAAGUCAUGGCGGACAGGAGAGCGGAGAAGUCAUGUGAAGAAGCCAGCAGAUCGUUAGCCAGACGGGAGUACGAGGCAGCAGUCAGCCACAGCACGGAUGCCCUGGUGGUCCUCGCACCCCAAACCCCACCCUCCGGUGCCCCUGUCCCACCGAGCCCUCCCGCCCUCAUCGCCUCCGCAGGACCCCUCCGCAGCCGUGCCCUGCUGUACAGAAUCGCUGCCUUCCUGCAGCUGAAAAAUUACGAUGAAGCAGAUGAAGACUGCAAACACGUCUUGGCAGAAGAAAUUGCCAGGGGGGACGGCUCACUACAGGCCAGCUUGCGCUCCAUGCUGUUGGAUGGCAGCCUGCAGGAGGUGGCCAGCAUCCUCUCUAAAGCCUUGUAUGGAGAGCCAAUGAAUGGCAUUGUUACAAAAGACCUGACCAGAUUAAAAAUGCUCCUCUCUGAAAUUGAGACUGUAAAUCGGGAGAUGGCACCAGAAUUCACAGAUGACCAAGAUGAAGCAGAGGUCCAAGAUGGCUGGCAGUUCCGGCCUCCUCCCAGAGGAGUCACCAGCAGUGAGGAGUACACUCUCUGUAAAAGGUACUUAGAGCAGGGUCUAUGUCGGUACGGGGCCCAGUGCACAUCGGCUCACUCACAGGAGGAGCUGAUGGAGUGGCAGAAGCGCUAUGCGUCACGCCUCAUCCGCCUCAAACAGCAGCAGGAGAGCAAACACUUCGCCGAAAACUACAUGGAGACCCUAAUAGAGAAGUGGAUGAACUCCCUCUCCCCAGAGAAAGUGCUAAGUGACAGUUUAGAAGGGGUGAAUGUAGAGAUCAGCUCCAGCCACUCCGUUACCGUCACCACCAAGAAAUCCUCCCACUCCUGGGUCUUCUCCUUAUUGUGCAAGCCGGCCAGAAAGCUGUACCGCAUCGCUCUGCUCUAUGAUGCCCACCGACCACACUUCUUCAUCACAGGCGUGUCAGCUGGAGAUCGGCUCCAAGCCGUUCCCAAGAGCUGCCAAGAAUGGACUCCAGGAGAGGAAACAGCAGUUGCAGCAGACAAUGGCCUGGACCAUUGUGUCUACAAGGUAGCUGUGGGCUUCAGCACAGAGAUCUUCGGUACCUUCCGACAGACCAUAGUUUUUGACUUCGGCUCAGAACCUGUGCUGAUGCAGCGCAUCAUGGUGGACGCUGCCUCUAUUGAAGACCUAGAACAUCUGAUGGCAGCUCGGCAGCAGCUGCUGAUGACUGCAAAGCGCUGGGACUCAUCCUGCAAGACCAUCGUAGAGUUCACCCCCAAUGACUCGAUGGCCGACCUGGAGCGCAGCCUCCUUUCCCGCUAUCAGAUACCUCUGUCAGCUGAUCAGCUCUUCACCCAGUCGGUCCUUGACAAGACUCUGACCAAAGACAACUAUCAGGCCCGGCUGCACGACUUGCUCUACAUUGAAGAGAUUGCACAGUACAAGGAAGUCAGCAAGUUUAACAUCAAGGUGAACCUGCAGCUGGUCACGAGCUUUAUGCUGACUGGCAUCUCUGUUGGAGCCAAGUAUGCCCAGAAUGGACAGCUCUUCGCACGCUUCAGACUCACUGAAACACUUUCUGAGGACACGCUGGCGGGUCGACUCGUGAUGACCAAGGUGAACUCGGUUCUCGUGCUGCCGUUGGGUCGUGAGGGCAUCAGCAGCCAGCCGCCUCCCGGGGUCAAAGAGCGCGUGUAUGAGGCCGUGAUUGAGGAGAAGACCAAGGACUACAUCUUUCUAAGAAUCUGCAAGGACUGCUGUGAUGAGCUGGGCCUGCUGCCUGACAGAGAAAUACAGGUGGAACUUCAGUUCCAGCUGAACAGACUGCCACUCUGUGAGAUGCACUAUGCCCUGGAUCGCAUCAAAGACAACACCAUCCUUUUCCCUGAUGUGAGCCUUGUCCCCACCAUCCCCUGGAGCCCCAACAGGCAAUGGGACGAGCAGCUGGAUCCCCGUCUGAAUGCCAAGCAGAAAGAAGCCAUCCUGGCCAUCACCACACCCAUUUCUGUCCCCCUGCCCCCGAUCCUCAUCAUAGGACCCUAUGGUACUGGCAAGACCUUUACCCUGGCUCAGGCUGUCAAACACAUCCUCCGCCAGGACACCAGCAGGGUUCUCAUCUGCACCCACUCCAACAGCGCGGCUGACCUUUACAUUAAGGACUACCUUCAUCCUUACGUUGAAGCAGGCAAUCCACAUGCCAGACCUCUCAGGGUAUACUUCAGGAACCGCUGGGUAAAGACGGUCCACCCGGUGGUCCAGCAGUACUGUCUCAUCUCCAGCACACAGGUCACUUUCCAGAUGCCCACAAGGGAGGACAUCCUCAGGCACCGCGUGGUGGUGGUCACCCUCAGCACCUCCCAGUACCUCUGCCAGCUUGACUUGGAUCCUGGGUUGUUCAGUCAUAUCCUGUUGGAUGAAGCAGCCCAGGCGAUGGAGUGUGAAACCAUCAUGCCUUUUGCUCUAGCUAGCAAGACCACCCGCAUCGUGCUGGCUGGAGACCAUAUGCAGCUCAGUCCAUUUGUGUACAGCGAGUUUGCACGGGAGCGUAACCUGCACGUGUCGUUGCUGGACCGACUGUACGAGCACUACCCCCCUGAAUUCCCCUGUCGCAUCCUCCUGUGUGAAAACUACCGCUCCCAUGAAGCUAUCAUCAACUACACAUCAGAAUUAUUUUACGACGGGAAGCUGAUGGCAAGCGGGAAGCAGCCCUCCCAUAAGGACUUCUACCCUCUGACCUUCUUCACAGCCCGAGGAGAAGAUGUUCAGGAGAAAAACAGCACUGCCUACUACAACAACGCCGAGGUGUUUGAGAUUGUCGAGCGGGUGGAAGAGUUACGAAAAAAGUGGCCGGUGGCCUGGGGUAAGCUGGACGAAGGGAGCAUCGGCGUGGUGUCGCCGUACGCCGACCAGGUGUUCCGUAUUCGGGCUGAGCUCCGGAAGAAGAGGAUGCCUGAGGUCAGCGUCGAGAGAGUGCUCAAUGUCCAAGGUAAACAGUUCCGGGUGCUUUUUCUCAGCACGGUGCGAACACGGCACACCUGCAAGCACAAGCAGACGGCCAUCAAGCGCAAAGAGCAGCUGGUCGAGGACUCGACGGAGGACCUCGACUACGGCUUCCUUUCCAACUACAAGCUGCUCAACACAGCCAUUACCAGAGCUCAGUCGCUGGUUGCAGUCGUGGGAGACCCCAUUGCUCUGUGCUCUGUCGGGCGCUGCAGAAAAUUUUGGGAGCACUUUAUUUCCAUCUGCCAUGAAAACUCCAGUCUACACGGCAUCACCUUUGAGCAGAUCAAGUCUCAACUGGAGGCCCUGGAACUUAAGAAGACCUAUGUCCUCAACCCACUGGCCCCAGAGUUCAUCCCCCGAGCCCUCAGGCCCCUGCAGGGACACCACUCUGCUCCGCAGGGCCUUCAUCCCCACCAUCAUCCCCAUCCACAGCACGCACAGCCCGCCUCCAGCAAGCAGGGGCCGCAGCAGCAGCAGCAGUCACCUCCUAAGGGGAAACAUGCAAACCACACAGAGCACCUUCCUCCUGAUGGCUAUGUCCAACCGAGCCCUGCUGUGUUAAUGGGAAACCCCAUCCGUGCAUUCACACCACCUCUAGGGGGCACGUCGGCUGGUAUGGGCAAAUCCCCCAGUCCUGUGCAGAGGAUCGAUCCUCAUACAGGCGCCAGCAUCCUCUACGUUCCAGCAGUCUACGGCGGAAACAUGGUCAUGUCCAUGCCCCUGCCUCUCCCCUGGCCUGGCUACCAGAACCGCUUUGCUGUGGACCCUCGCAUCAUGAGCCACCCUGCAGCCAUGGCCUACAACUUCAAUCUGCUGCAGGCACAGAAUCGAGGCUCCCCUAUUCCCUACAGUGGCGUGACCCACCCCUCUCCCCUAGGAAUGGGUCAGCCCAGCCCGGACAAGGAGCUCCAGGCCGACCCCAUCAGAAACGGGAAAUUAGAAGGAUGCCCCAAGUCAGAACAGAACCGUCUUCAGACUCCAGAAAGAAAAAACACAGACAUGAAGGAUAAACAGGGAGAUCUAGACCCGGGUCAAAGUCGAAGUCUGGACUCCCAGACAGACGGGCUGGUUGGAUUUCCCAAUGCGUUGCUCCAUCGAAAAGACCCGUCAGCUGCUCAAAGACCACUCAACUACCACCUGGCACCGCCCAACCCAGCGUUCCCCCCACACCCCGCCAGUGGGAGAAACUUCCCUCAGCAGUUUCCCGUCUCCAGGCUUCCGUAUCGGGUCGGCCAGCCCCAGCACCCGGGCAUGGCCCAACAGAGCCAGCAGCAGCAACAACAGCUCAGUCCUGCCUACACUGCUGGAAGUCACAACGCUUCCUUCUUCAGUGGCGCAAUACCCGCUCACAGACCUGUCCAGUCGCCCACUCUGGACGGGCCGGAGUCUGGAGCGAUGGAAGAGAUGAGUAGCUCCAUUAGGACUCCAAUGGGCCACCCAGGGGGCCACCCAGGGGGGCACCAUCCAGGCUUGUCUCAGCAUAACAGGGUCAGCAGCUUUGGAGAAGAUGGACAGGAUGGAAACCUGGCAGAUGGUUUGGACCUCCAGGGUCCCUUGGCUCUCGAGGCCCUGAGCCAGCAGCAGCAGCAGCAGGCGGCCCGGCUGGGUCAGUGGGGGGAGGCGGCGGCGGGCCCUUUCCUCCAGGGCGGCGUUGCCUUUCCUCUGCCCCAGCAGCUUGCACACCUCGCUCAGCCCAGCAUGGCUCGCUUUCCCCAUCAACUGCUCCGCGCCGCCAGCUGGGGACUCGGUGCCAAUAUGGAUGAUGAAGCAGUUCCUUCUGCCUCCACUGGGCCACCGUUCACCAGAUACCCGGGCCUGCUGAGAGAAAUGCCUCCACAGGACCAGCCUGAACCCAGGGAAGCAGCUGAGAUGCAGCCUCCUCCUCAGUCUCGCCUCCUCCAGUAUCGCCAGACCCAGUCCCGUGCUACUGGCGACCCUUCGUCUUCGCUGCCUCCUCUUUCAAAUCACGCCGGCCCUUUUCCGUCAGGACUUUACUCCCACGAAGCGAGCCGAAACCUCCUCAAUGACAACAUUCUCAGUAACCAAGCUCUGCAGCAGCAGCAGCACCCAGGUGCCCCCAUGUACAAUACUGGAGGCUUCUCACAUCAGGCGCCAGCCCACCCUGCCAGCCCCCCUCCAUCCCAGGUCAAAUACCUUUUACAAGAGGCUCCGUGGCCGCAUGGCGGAGCGACAUCAGUGAGUCCACCACAGCAGAACCACCUGUUAGCCAGCCAGGGUCACAGCCUUCCCUACGGACUUCCCAUCAUGGCUCACCCUGGCAGGCAGGACAGUGUCCACCUGAUGCAACUUCACCAUCAGCACCACCAGCAGCAGCAGCAACAACAGCAACAACAACAGCAGCAGCAGCAGCAGCAGCAGCAGCAGCAACAACAACAACAACAACAACACCAUCAACAGCAGCAGCAGCAGCACCAACAAAAUCCAGGUCCUGACCAGGAGUCGUACCACCCGCUGUCUCCCAGAACAUCAGCAGCAGCAGCGAUUCACAACGUAGACGAGUAUGAACCCAGAGGUCCGGGUCGGCCCCUCUAUCAGCGGCGCAUCUCUUCCAGCUACCCGGAUGAAUCGUCUCCAGCCAACGCUCACAACGCCCUCUGCCAGCAGCCCCCGCCCUGUACACCAGACACCCAAGACCACCCGCACCCCCACAUGCAGCAUCAUCAGCACCCUCAUGCUUCCUACCCUUAUCCCUCGCACGACCACCUCUGGCCCAGCAACGGCGGCGGUCCCGGUCCGUUUCAGAACAUUCCAUGUAACGGAGCCGGCACGCUCGCCCAGCACCGGGACCUUCUAGCCUCCAAAGCCCUUCGUCAGACGGAGGAGCAGGUAAAAUCUGAAGCGACGGCGGCGCAGCAGACCCACCCGCACCCGCUCAACUCCCUCCAGCACCAGUUCCCCCCUCUCAUGCCCAAUAACAAGCAGCAGCAGCAGCCGCCGCCGCCGCCCCCGCCACCAUCGCAGGCUCCCACCGAGCCCACCCAGGGGGCUCCGAAUUUAAGCAAGCCCCCCACCAUGUCCUACGCGAGCGCGCUCCGGGCUCCGCCCAAGCCCCGAGCCGUUCGGCCCGAACAGGCGAAGAAGAACAGCGACCCGCUCUCCCUCCUCCAGGAGCUGAGUAUAGGAAGUUCAAACGGUAGCAAUGGGUACUACUCCUAUUUUAAAUGAAAUGUCGCUUUUCCUGCGUAGUAACUAGGCGAUGAAAUGAACGGAGAAAAUAAAGGACAAAAAAAUAGAAAAACGUUUAAGAAAAAAACACAUAAAAAUAGUUCAAAGUGCUUUUACAAAUUGUUUCUAUCAGUAGGUUUGUUUUCUUCUUUUUGUUUCAUUUUAACUUUUUUGAUUUGUAACAGUCUUUUUUUUUUUUUUCCCCCUCCUGUUUCACAUAUCUGUGAAAAAAGUAAGUAUAUAUAAUGAAUGCAUUACUGGUAUAUAUACAUACUCAUUAUGUAUAUAUGAAUAUAUACUUAUAUUAUCUACACUUGUAUAUGUACGUAAUGCUAAAAAAAAAAAACAAAAGCAAAAAAAAAUUUUAAAAAGAGACUCAGUUGAUCACUUAGCUGCCUGCUUAGUUUUCUUUACUGAAGGUGUUUUUGUUGGAUUUACAGAAGUAUGUUGACUUUUUCUUUAAGCUUUUCCUCCGUUUUCAGUGGACACUGCGUCUUGAUUUUCACACCGCGCUAACAGACGGAAAGCUAAGUGGUCAACUGACACAGAAAACUACAUGGAACAGUGUAUAGAAGUAGAUAAAUUUUCCUCUAAUCUGUACAUAUAAAAGAAAAUAAAAAGACUGAAUUGUAUGCCACAGACAUGUCCUUAAAUUCCUCUAAUCAUGCUUAGCCAUUCGCGUUAUGAGUUCUCUUCUGUUCUUCAGCUUCUCAUUUUUAACCCUUAGACCUCCUUACCCGGGAAUUCAUCUUCUGUGAUUUUAGUAGUAAAUGUGAUUAUUUAUGGAGAAAAAAAACAAAAAAGACAAUAAUCAAACUAAUAUUGAUUAUCUAUUUUACCUUUCACCAAGGUCUCAGCAGAAAUAGAUCCAGUGUGAACAUGUCAUUCCUCCUCUGUUUGCCUCAAAGAUCAGAGACCACCAGACAUCGCUUUUUUGUUACGAGACGACCCUGAACUGCUUUGCUCGCGGCCGACGCGCAGUCCUUUUUUCAAAAAGAAGAAAAGAAAAGAAAAAAAAAACAAAAAAAGGUUAUUUCCUCUUUGAGACGGUCGUUCCAUUCUGGAGUAACUCAUGUCGGACGGGAAGUCAGAGCACAGAAACUGCCGGGGAUGUGAAGUCAGAAUUAUGUCACGUGUCUUUUUUUUUUUUUUUUUUUUUUGUUUUGUUUUAAUUUUUGAAAAGAUUUCCAUGACUGUGAAGGUUUGUGUAAGUGAAGACAGAUCGUGAGCGGCGUGUCAUGGUCGGUUUGAUCCUUCCAGUCAGAAGUUUUUGAACACCCGUAGAGGUCUUUGUGAAGCCAAACCAAAAAAAAAAAAGUAGUGUUGAAGCUUCAAUUGACGGUUUUUAUCAAUUCACUGUUUUUAGAUCUGAAUCAGAACAACCGUGAGUUUUAUAGGAAUGUUACUCUCAACAGACGCCCGGUUUAACUGACUUUUGUUCAUGAAUUAUCUGCUUUUAAUCCUGAAUUGGACUGAUAUUCAAGCUUUCUUCCGACUUCACCAGUGUGGAGAAUAAUCACUGUAACUAUGAAUUCUGGGAAAGUGCCAGAGGGUCGAGGUCACGGCCUUUCCCAGCAUGUCUGCAACCGUUUCCACGCUGAUGGUUUUGAAGCGAAAAGCUAAUUUUGUGAUUGAAUUACACUUAAAUAUGUGUGUUUCAAUAGAAUAAUCAAGUUUUACACUCUACUCGUUUCUCUGCGUCAUUUCUUCUAUAAGACUAGUUUGGAAAAAGCAUUCCUCUGAUCUCUGAAAUUCCCUCGUUCAGCCUCAAAUUUUACGCCACGUUCAGAGAAGGCGUUUGUUUAAUUGCAUCGUUUCGAUCUCCUUCAAACUGUAACUGUAAACUUUGUGUCACAGUUUGACCUGCCGGUUUUUUAACGGUUUCUUUCAAAGAUGAUCGGUUUCCAAAUUUCUCAAAGCCUUUAGUGCUUUAGCCAGAAUAACAAAAAUCCAUCAGCCCUAACAGAAUCUCGUCACUUUCACGCAAGUAUUACUUCGGGAAAACAUUAACUUUUUUUACAAGUUCAUUUACAAGGAAGUGAUUUUCACUGAGAGAAUUUCAACAAUAGUUCAAUUUAAUGCUUCAAGUGAUGGAUGAAUGACCACUUCUGCCUCCUCCUGUUCACAUAUAAAUGGAGAUUUGAACUAAAUUAACAGGUUUUGGUGUUUCACUGACCACUGGAAUUUUACUGACAAUGAAUGCUUAAUUGAAUAUUUCUUCACCAUUCAGGAGUUAAUCAUCUAUUUCCAACAAACAAAGCAGGCUGUUCAAAAACCUUUGACUGUGUUUUAUUUUUGAGGCUGUGCACAUUGAGAAUGAACCUGUAACGUUGUGCCGGUUGUUCCUGGUCUGUGGGCAGCAUUGUUUAGUCUCAUGUCAAUGUUACACGAGGUGAUCCAUCUUUUGAUUGGGAUUAAGAGAAAAUUCUGACGAUGCACCGUUGUUGUUUUUUUCUUCCUUUCUUUCUUUACCGUCUUAACAGAAUUACUUAGGUUUCCAAAUUUCUCAUGAUGGACGUCACAUGAAAAUAAGAUGAUUUAUUUCUCAUACAGAUGAAAUCUAUUGUUUAUUUUUUGUUUUAUUUUUUUGGUGAAACAGUGCUGCCAACAGUCAUCCAGUGCUUGGUCCUGUUUUUAUGUAGUUCAUGAGCUGUUAAAAACACUUUAUUUUUUUUAUUUUUUUUUUAUUUUUUUGCAAAUUGUGGAAAUAGCGGUAACAAUCGCUGUGUUGUUUCACACAGUUGAAUCUAUUUCGGUGUCCGAACCCUGCAGCUGAUAACUCGACAGCAAAGAGCUUCACACAGUUGAGAUUUAGUUUGUUUUAUAGUUUCAGCAUUCAGAGGUCCAGAUUUUUAGUGGAGAACAUACUUGUAAAUACGCAUUUUCUAGAUAUUUACAAACAAGAACUUUGGGAGCGCCUCAAUUUUGUAGAAGCUGUUCAAAGAAGAGGUGUACGCCCUUUUUAAUUAUGCAAAUUCACAAAAAAAAAGAAAAGAUAACGGUGAUAUUAAAAAUGGUAGAAAUGGACAAAAACCUGGCUGUUAGUUGUAACACCUCGUAACUUUUUAGAUUUUUUUUUCUUUCUUUUAAAGAUGGUGUCUGGCUGAUUUGGCAGAGGAGAGUUUAUGUUGCAGCUGUUCAAAAGACGACUUAUUUCACUGUACAAUACAUAUUUUGAAGUACAAGUUUGCUGGAUUUGUUCUGUUUUUUCUCACGACUUUACAGCUGUACAACAAUCAACGCAAUUUUCUUUUCGUUGUUUUUUUGUUUUUUUUUUCGUUGUUUUUUUUUUUCUUUUUAAAUGUGAAGUCUGUUUUCUUUAUAUGCAUGUUGAGAUGACCUGGCUGGUUUUUAUCCCUGUUUUUAUCAGUUUGUAUUGAUUUAUGGAUUGAAAAAAAAAAAAAACAAAACAAAAAAAAAAAAAUAGAGCUUUCGUUCAACCUACAGAGUCAAAUUUUGAUAUAUUAUUUGAUGUGUACAAUAA
This is a messenger RNA of Salarias fasciatus (jewelled blenny), 9723 nucleotides long. RefSeq names its product helicase with zinc finger (gene helz). The transcript has 33 exons. Gene Ontology annotation, cellular component: cytosol; P granule. The record is from RefSeq and is a predicted model, not a curated record. Lineage: Eukaryota; Metazoa; Chordata; Actinopteri; Blenniiformes; Blenniidae. Gene Ontology annotation, biological process: regulatory ncRNA-mediated post-transcriptional gene silencing. The coding region runs from base 57 to 6239 and encodes 2060 amino acids. Gene Ontology annotation, molecular function: metal ion binding; helicase activity.